AUGUCUACCACAACACGCUCAAGCAAACGCCAGAAGACCAAUGAUGACCUGCCUUAUACCUUGAUUUAUUGGCCAUCAAUCCCAGGACGAGGAGAGCACGUACGUCUCGCAUUUGAAGCCUCAGGAACACCGUACAGCGAUAUCUCAAACGAGAGCAAGGACGGCAUCAACGCCGUCCUCGCACAGAUCAGUGGGGAGAACAUAGGUGACGAGCACAAUCCGCCUCCGCUCGCACCACCGGUCCUCAAGCACGGAGAAGAUAUCUCAAUCUCCCAGACCCCCAACAUCCUGCUCUACCUGGGUCCCAAGCUCAAGUUGGUCCCUAACAUCGAAGAAGACCCCAUCGGAAUCUACCACGUCAACGCGCUCGCCCUGACCGCCUUGGACGGCCUAUCCAACGAAACGCACGACACCCACCACCCGAUCGCCACGGGCGAUUACUACGAAGCUCAGAAGCCCGAGGCCCUCAAGAAAGCCAAGGACUACCGCGCAAACCGCCUUCCUAAAUUUCUCGAGUAUUUCGAACGCGUCCUCAGAGGAGAUGCUUCGCAAGGCGGUGAGUAUCUCUACGGCGGCCAACUCACGUACGCGGAUCUGGUGUUUUUCCAAUGCUUGGAUGGUGUGUCAUUCGCGUUUCCUAAGUGUACGGCUAAGCUCCGGGAAAGCGGCGAUUAUGAUCGCGCUUUUGCGCUUUACGAUCGUAUCAAGGGUCUUGAGAAGGUGAAGGCAUAUCUUGAGAGUGAUAGACGACAAAAGUACUCGCAGGGCAUUUAUCGUCAUUAUCCGGAGUUGGAUGAGGACGGAGAGGGUGAUGCGUAG
This is a messenger RNA of Exophiala aquamarina CBS 119918, 819 nucleotides long. RefSeq names its product glutathione S-transferase. NCBI's taxonomy places the organism in Eukaryota, Fungi, Ascomycota, Eurotiomycetes, Chaetothyriales, Herpotrichiellaceae. Gene Ontology annotation, molecular function: glutathione transferase activity. The transcript has 2 exons. The coding region runs from base 1 to 819 and encodes 272 amino acids. The record is from RefSeq and is a predicted model, not a curated record. Gene Ontology annotation, biological process: glutathione metabolic process.